Messenger RNA from Gastrolobium bilobum, 876 nucleotides. RefSeq names its product putative phytosulfokines 6. Gene Ontology annotation, biological process: cell population proliferation. Lineage: Eukaryota; Viridiplantae; Streptophyta; Magnoliopsida; Fabales; Fabaceae. Bases 329 to 610 code for a protein of 93 amino acids. The record is from RefSeq and is a predicted model, not a curated record. Gene Ontology annotation, cellular component: extracellular region. The transcript is spliced from 3 exons. Gene Ontology annotation, molecular function: growth factor activity.
UGCUUAGACCACUAUAUGGUAGACAAUGACCAAAGCACUUCUGCACACAUCAAAUAAAAAUAAUGGUCUGGUCUGGUCUCGUCAUAUGAGCAUGGAGAGUAGUAUAAUAAGAUAAUGGUGAGUGGGCCCAAGUUUUGAAGUGUUGUACUUGUAAUGGAACAGCUUUCUUUUUAAGGAACCUUCAUGUGAGUAACAGUGACUACUUUCCUUGCAUGUAUUUAUAUCUACUUUCGGCAGCUUGUUGGAACCAACACCCAACUAUCCCCUCUAUCCUCCAUAGUCUCCAUUUUCCAAAACCCCUUUUCUCUCUCUCAUUGAAGUGAAGAAUAUGAAGUUAAGUUUUCAAUCUGGAGCUCUACUUUUUUUCCUUUUCUUCCUAGUUUCCUCCUCAAAACUAUUUGCCCGGCCACUGAUCAAUGAGCAAGGGCAAAACAGAAAACUGGGUGAAGUCUCAGGGGAGGACUUUGUUUUGGAGUUGGAAGGAAGCAAAUCUUUGAAGCAGCUGAUGGGGGUGGAAGACUGCAAUAGUGGAGAUGAAGAAUGUUUCAAGAGAAGAAUGACUUUAGAAGCUCACCUAGACUACAUCUACACCCAGCACCAUAAGCCUUGAAAUCAGAAAUCUUCUUAUUUUAUACUUCGAAUAUUAUUAUCUUCUUAAUUUAGCUUAGAUAAUGUUAAACUAGGAUAUCUCCUAUUGUUUUUAGCUUCACUACAACAUUUGGGGCUUUGCAAAAAGCUACUUAAAAGGUGGUAUGGUAUAUGAUGGUAUCAUCUGUUUUGAUACAACUCAACUGCUGAACAUAUGUAAAAGAAACUUACGACUUUUAUUAUGUUAUCUAGCAUGUAAUGAUUAGUUUGUCAACUCCAACAAUUAUA